Molecule: messenger RNA, 3501 nt
Organism: Neoarius graeffei (lesser salmon catfish)
Lineage: Eukaryota; Metazoa; Chordata; Actinopteri; Siluriformes; Ariidae
Product: multiple epidermal growth factor-like domains protein 9
Exons: 6
Coding region: 222-1901 (559 amino acids)
Biological process (GO): axon guidance
Cellular component (GO): basement membrane
Molecular function (GO): extracellular matrix structural constituent
Source: RefSeq, a predicted model, not a curated record
UAAGAUGCGUCGACAAACACCUUGCGCUCGGUGGAUUUAUAGCUAUUGGGGAUAAAAGAGGAUUUUUUUUAAAUGGAGUAGGACGCAGUUUGGAGUGUGCAUGUUGUGAAAUGUUAUUAUUUAUUAUAUAAUUUAAUGUUUAAAAUAACCCAAUGGAAAUUGGAGGGCGGAAUCUGAUUGUUGUUUGAGGAGAAGAAGGUUAGAGAGAGAGAGAGAGAGAGAUGCUCAUGAUGGUGAUGAUGAUGAUGCCCGGGUCUCCUGCUUUCUCCCUCCUCGCGCUUGUGUGUCUCGGGUGGUCCUGUGCGCAUGAUGCGGUGAGGAAACCUCGCCAGAUGUUCAGCUCAGGUGACCCAGAUCCUCCUCAGUCCAGCCUGCGGGUCGGUGCAUCAUUCACCGGCCUGACUCCCGCACCCACCGUGCUGCCCGCAGAUGCGCAAUCAUCCACCACCACCACCAUCACCAUCACCACCACCACUGAGCCACCCAGGAGCCACCCCGGCUCUCCAUCCCCGUCACGUCUGGGAGAAGAUGCUGCGCUCCUGGAGCUCCAUCACCAACCCAGAGCUGCGCGUCUGCUGGCACAAAGACGCCAGAGCUCCGUGUCUGAUCAAGCUCAGGACGCAGGGGUUAUCACAACCUUAGACAAUUCCCAAGAGCUGGUGUGUAACUGCAGCACGGAGGGUGUGUCGGACCCGGACGAGUGUGAUCGUGACACGGGACAGUGUGUGUGUUUGGCGGGAUACACAGGGCUCCAGUGCGAGGAGUGUGAGGAAGACCACUUCAGCAACGGCACAGUCGGCUGCCUGCCCUGCGGAUGUGACUCAUUCGGCGCUGUCAGCCCUGAAUGUGACAGCUCGGGGACGUGUGUGUGUAAGACGGGAGUGUACGGCCCCAAGUGUGACGACUGCCAUCCGGGAUUCUUCCACUUCAGCAGCACGGGGUGCCAGCCGUGUCAGUGCAAUGGACACUCCACCUACUGCCACCCGCAAUCCGGUGUGUGUAUGGACUGUCAGGACAACACUCAGGGACACAACUGUGAGGAGUGUAUGCCACGCUACUACCGAGCCCCAGGUGGAGGUGGUGUGAAGGACAAGUGUGUGCCCUGCCCCUGCCCCAGCCACAGCUCUUCAGGCACCUGUCACCUUGAUUCCAGCGCCCACGCUGUGUGUGAUGAGUGUAAGGCUGGCUUCACACCACCCACCUGUGAAGUAUGUGCAGAUGGAUUUUAUAAAUCAGGAAGUGAGUGUGUGCGCUGUGAGUGUAAUGGGAAUGCAGAUCCACACUCCGCGCCUCGGACCUGCCACCCAGAGAGCGGACGCUGCUUCCUGUGCAUCAACCACACCGCUGGAACACACUGUGAGCUCUGUGCGUCCGGAUACACGGGGGACGCGCUCGUACACAACUGUACACUGAGAGCCGGGAGGCUCCUCCCAAUUCCUACAAGAACAUCCAUCACUACAGGCCCCCAAAUCUCCAGUUCCACCUCGGCACCUCCUUUGUCCCACCUCUUCACCUCCUCUACUGCAUACAUUGGCCCCAGCAAAGCCCCGCCCAUCCAGUCCGGUCCGGGAGCCCCUGCAGCUAGCAACAGUACGGCCUCGGCACUCGCCGUGGUCUCGUGGACGCAGUUCAACGUCAUCAUCCUGGCUGUGAUCAUCGUUCUACUGGUGCUGCUCAUGGGCUUCGUGGGCGCCGUGUACACGUACCGCGAGUACCGUAACCGCAAGCUCAACGCACCGUUCUGGACCAUCGAGCUCAAGGAGGACAACAUCAGCUUCAGCAGCUACCACGAUAGCAUCCCGCAUGCUGAGCCUGGCGUCCUGCUGGAGGAGGAGCAAUGCGCUGCACCGCCCAACGGCCAGCUUGCUUUAGCACCUGCUGCUAACGUUUACAAGGCGUGACAGGAAGCGUGUUCGCACAACAGCGCAGAAUUGGUGGGAAAGACGCUUUACGUUUUCAAUAAUGUGCUACGAGUUGCUAACAUCUCAAUCCGAUGGAUCAUUCGGCAUGAUCAGCGUCCUUAGGAAUCUGAAAGGAAAGACGCUUUCUUGGUUUUAUCGCUCUCUCGUCAUUGUCAUGUGCAAAAGGAAGCGUGUCCACAAGGAAUUCAGAAAAGACAGUGUUUUUCAUGGAACUAACGCGAACAUCUCACUGCAGGAGAUCAGCCAGCUAAACCACGUGAUCGAUCAGCAUCUGUGACCCACAUGAAGCGCGCUAAUGAGAUCUAGAAUCUGACAAUAAGUCAUUUUCAAAGAACGAAGGCUUGCGCUAGGAACUGAUGCGAACAUCUCAGUGCACUGAAACCCGUUUUAUUUCGCUGUGUUAAUGCUAUGUACAGAGCGUGAAAGGAAGUACGUAUCGAUAAGAUUUACUCACCUUGUGCUAGAAGGUAAUCUGGGAUUACAUUUCAGUCCAGCCAUUUUCUCACUACAGCCAGUUUUGAAGAGGUUAUAUCCAAAACCGCUAAUGCUAACGCUCACACCCAGAUACAACCAUUUCUAAAGCUUUGUUUCAUACAAAAUGUGGAAAAAAAGUGUUUCUUAAAAAAAAAGGAGACUCAGAACCUGAGAAAAAAGAUUUUAAAGCUAAGCAUCACAGUCUAGUUGCCUGACUUUUCAUCGCUCCCUGGUCUAUGUGGCAAUAACUCCCUGAAAUCAAAAUAUUUUUGACACGGAGUUGACACUUUAGGAACCUGAUGCUUAUCACCUGACAUCACAUGUUGGCGAGUUAGUCAGAAAAACCUACCGGAAAGGUUAAAAGGUGCUAACCAGCAUCUAAAACUCGAACACUCAGACAUGUCACAUGUUGCUUUGCUUGGUAUCUCUGCAUUUUCAUAUCAAAUUCCGCAGACCUGUAACUCAAAAAUACCGCAAAGGAGUCAUCACUCUGGAAGUUACAUCUGUAUUUGGAAAUCCCUGAUGUUCACUGAGCCUCUGGAAACCCCGCCCUCUUCCUCACAACUCACGUUCAUAAGCUUUCGACUCCAAAGAUGUCCCGAUGUUGCGUCUGUGCUUUCCGUCAUAAUAAAUAUUUUGGGAUUUUAACGAUGUGUAAUAAAAAUCGAUCAACGUGUUCCACUUGGCGACUGUUAAAAUCAGUAAACAUCAGGUAGCUGUAAACAAAAAGUUUAAAAAUAGUACAUUUUGGAUGAAAAGGAUUAAAUAAGCUAGUAGUCAUCCAACAUGUUAUGCAACUAGUAGUCAUCCAACAUGUUAUGCAACUAGUAGUCAUCCAACAUAUUAUGAAUCAUUUUUAUUUGUAAUGAUAACUAGAAAGUGAUAAAAAUGCAGUUUUGGUCAUACAGGACAGAGAAGUGUGUUGUGGAAGAAACUGGAGCAUGUGUAUAAUCAGGGUUUUACGUAUUUUAUGUACAUAACAUCGUUUUUGUAGAUGAGGAAGAAAGCAAGUGUAAAUGUAAACUGUUCUUGUGUCCGUAUCUCGAUUAAAAAAGACGAGCGGCAGCUUUUUUGUUUAAGAUCCCUGAGCUCCUGGUGAUUACCG